CAAAAAAAAUAUAGCCUGUUUUAGUAAACCUAUUUAUACAAAUAGCUGAGUAGUUUUAGCUUCAGGACCCACCUGAAAAUAUCAUAGCAAUGAAACAAGAAACAAACAUUUCAUCCACAUAAGACUAGAGCAACAGAGAACCUCACAAUCCCAAACAUAUCCAAAUUGUUUGGAGAUCAACAACACAGCUCCAAGGCUACAACAACAACAAUUAAACAACCAAGAAACAGCAGAAACAGCAGCAGUGUACCAGCAUGGCUUUACAGACCUGCGUCCAAUUGAGCACCAUUCUCAGUUCCACAACCCCAAACACAAAACACAUCCACCCUUUUCAGCAGAAAACCAAACCUUCAUCAAACAAGAACAUUACCAUUUCCAAUUUCCCUACUCAGUUAUCAUUGUCACAAGUCAGCAACUUUAAGACCCGCUUCCAGUUCACCUGCCAAGCGAAGAAUGUAGUGGAUGAAGUUGUGGUGGUCACUAAUGAGAGCUGGGACAAGAUGGUGAACACGAGCGAGAGUCCAGUCUUGGUGGAGUUCUGGGCACCAUGGUGUGGACCAUGCAAGAUGAUAGCACCUGUGAUUGAUGAACUAGCAAAGGAGUUUGCUGGGAAGCUCACUUGCUGCAAGGUCAACACUGAUGACUGCCCAAAUAUUGCAACAAAGUUGGGAAUACGAAGCAUACCGACAGUUCUAAUCUUCAAGAAUGGCGAGAGGAAAGAGAGCAUUGUUGGUGCUGUUCCUAAGAGUAGCUUGUGCACAACCUUGGAGAAGUAUUUGGAUACUUAGAAGAAAACUGCAGAAAAAAAUUAUCUGUAAAACAACUCACUUGUCGAAUCAAAAACUAUAUUCAUCUUCA
Dioscorea cayenensis subsp. rotundata (Guinea yam) is the source of this 858-nucleotide messenger RNA. Its product is annotated as thioredoxin M5, chloroplastic-like. NCBI's taxonomy places the organism in Eukaryota, Viridiplantae, Streptophyta, Magnoliopsida, Dioscoreales, Dioscoreaceae. The record is from RefSeq and is a predicted model, not a curated record. Gene Ontology annotation, molecular function: oxidoreductase activity, acting on a sulfur group of donors, disulfide as acceptor; protein-disulfide reductase activity. The coding region runs from base 255 to 788 and encodes 177 amino acids. Gene Ontology annotation, cellular component: cytoplasm. The transcript is spliced from 2 exons.